UGCCGCAAAAUUAUAAUUAGUAAUAUAUUUGACUUUUAUCCUACACGUUUGCACAUGCGCACUGGGAUUAGUUAUAGGUUAGGUUUCCUAACGUUCAAAGUCACAAUUGUUUGGAUCCACGUGUUUUAAAUUAUUUAUUUACAAAAGGGAUAAAAAGAAAUAUUCAAAAAUGAAGAGAAAAGAUGAAGCAGAAUUAGCAACUUCAGAGCCAGGUUCGAAGAAAUCGAAAAAAACAGUGAAUUUCGCUUCUCAAGUACGUGUCAGGGAAAUACCGAGAAAAGAUGAGAAGCCCGAGAAACUUUCAAAGCAGGACAAAAAGCAGAAAAAGAAGGGCAAAUUCGAGAAGCAGACAAUUGUGAAAAAACUAGAAAAAAUAGCAUCAAAGAAGGAGAAAAUUGCAAUUGCCAAAACACCAGAGAAACCAUCGAUAUUGAAAAAACCACAAAAAUCGCAAUCACCUUCAUCGAUAAAAAAUUUCGAAAAUUCAAACAAAUCAAAAAAGAAAUUCGAAAAUCAAAAAUCAUUUAAACCACAAAACAAUGAAUCAGGUGAAAAAGUUGAUUGGCUAGAUUUCAAAAAGAAGAAAAAGGCCCUCAAGGCUCAAAGAAAAAUUAAAAAAUUAACCAGCUUAUAUGAUAUAUCUGUGCAAGCCAAGAAAAUCGGUGAAAAAUUACGUGUACUCGAAGCACCGAGUGAAAAUCGUACAAAACUGUCAACAGAAUUACACGAAUUGUUAAAAGGAAAUUAUACAAAAUUCAUCUUAACGCACGAUAUGUCACGUGUAAUUCAAUGGUUAAUUAAAUAUUCCUCAGCCGAGAUUCGUCAAUCAAUUAAAACAGAACUCGAAUCUCUAUUAAUUGAAAUGUUCCAAUCAAAAUACGCGAAAAAUUGCAUCAAAGCAUUCUUCCAAUACGGCACCGAUAAAUUAAGAAAGGAAAUUUUCUCCGCCUGCAAUGGUUAUGUUAUUAAAUUAUCAAGUCAUACAGUGUCGGCACCAGUUUUUGAAUUCGCCAUCAGUGAAUAUGCCACAGACGCGGAUAAAAUUCGAUUCAAACAAGAAUUCUACGGUGACAUGUACAAGCACGCAAAGGAUGAGAACGUCAAGACUCUCGACGAUGUUUACAAAAUCGCCACCGACAUGAAGAAAGCAACUCUAUCAGCAGUCAAGACAAAUUUGAAUCGAAUUCUAAACAAAAAAUUGGCAUCAUCGCCAAUUGUUCACACUGUUUUAAAUGAAUUUUUAUCAAGUUGCACCGAUCAAGAUCGCGAUGAAAUGAUACCAAUGCUGAGAAGUUUGAUAGUCGAUUUAAUAAAAACAAAGGAUGGAACACAAGUUGGAAUGCUGACUAUUCGUCACGGUUCGAACAAGGAUAAGAAAAUUGUCAUGAAAGCCCUCAAGGAGCACGUGAAGGAUAUUUGUGUCGCCGAACAUGGACAUUUAUUAAUUUUCUCACUUGUCGACAGUGUCGACGAUACGGUUCUCUUGAAGAAAAUCAUUCUCACGGAAAUUCUCAACAAUGCUAAUGAAAUUAUUCUCAACGAAUAUGGAAGAAAGGUAAUUUUAUAUCUUGUCGCGCAUAGAGAUUCACACUAUUUUCAUCCAGCAAUGAUCGAAUUAUUGAAAAAGGAGAAUGAAAAUUCAGCCAGCAAGAAACCAAUUGAAUUGAAGGAGAAGGAAAUUUUGGAUGGUGUCAUUGACAAAUUUCUCGAAUCCAUUAUUUCGGACACAAAAACAUGGCUUUCGAGUUCACCAAUUCAAAUGGUCACAUUAGCAAUUAUCACUUCGAAUCACGACAGAAAUUUAGAAUCAACAUUUCAAGCGAUCGCUGACUUUUUGUUGAGCAACGAUUCGAAAAUCACCGAAGACGAAAAGGAAUACAGCGCGAUUGAACACAGCGGUCUUCAUCUGAUUCUCAAGAAACUUUUUCAAAAAAGUGAAAUAUUUCUUAGCAAAAAUGGAACGUCCCUUGGUGACGUUAUGUUAAAACUUUUAAAUAAUGACGUUUUAGAAAAAUUAAUUCAGAUAAAUCGAGGAUGCUUUUUGGUAGUUUUUUGUUUAGAAAAUUCAUCAUCAACUGUUGUAUCAAGUUUAAUGACCCUAUUGCAGUCAAUGAAAAAGAAAUUGACGUCCUUACAAAGUCCUGGAGCGAGAAUUUUGUUAAAAAAACUCAAAGAUUGUAAAUAAUGUUAGUUUUACAUAAUAAUACACGAUUAUAAUUUAACUUUGAUUUUAGUAACAAAUCAAAUAAAAACUGUAUAUUCGGGAAUAAAUAAUUUUUAAUGUUAUACUGUAA
Molecule: messenger RNA, 2294 nt
Organism: Leptopilina heterotoma
Lineage: Eukaryota; Metazoa; Arthropoda; Insecta; Hymenoptera; Figitidae
Gene: peng
Product: protein penguin
Exons: 2
Coding region: 170-2185 (671 amino acids)
Biological process (GO): regulation of translation
Cellular component (GO): nucleolus
Molecular function (GO): mRNA binding
Source: RefSeq, a predicted model, not a curated record